Stegodyphus dumicola is the source of this 826-nucleotide messenger RNA. RefSeq lists its product as uncharacterized. Lineage: Eukaryota; Metazoa; Arthropoda; Arachnida; Araneae; Eresidae. The record is from RefSeq and is a predicted model, not a curated record.
AUGUGUGUAAAGAAAAUAAAAUUUUCUCACCCUCAUCCUGUAGUUGCUUCAUCAUCAGUUCCCUUGUUGGGAGUUUCCGAUCGUUGUGAGCCAAAGAACAUUAAGCGUCUCCGUUCUGGAGACCUGCUUAUAGAUACCGUUUCAGCCACCCAGUCUGCUUCACUUUUGAGUCAAACCAAUUUUGGACAAGUACCUAUAACUGUGUCAGCACACAAAACACUUAACUACUGUAAAGGUGUGAUCUCGGAAAUCGACCUUAUGCUUGUUUCAGAAGAAGAGUUGGUUUCUGAGUUGGCUGACCAAAAGGUUUGUGCUGCUAAGCGGAUCAAGAUGCGUAAGGAAGGUCAGUUGAUCGACACAAAACACGUGAUCCUGACCUUCAAAUCGCCUGAUCUGCCAAAGAAUAUAAAGGCUGGGUAUCUAAACUGCCCCGUAAGACCGUAUAUUCCCAACCCAAUGCGAUGCUUCCAAUGCCAGCGGUUUGGUCACUCUGAAACAUCCUGUCGUGGCAGCCUGACGUGUGCUCGAUGCUCGUCGGUUGGUCACGAUAGUGAAAAUUGCACUGCUGCUGCAUUGUGUGUAAAUUGCAAAGGCGAUCAUCCGGCAUUUUCUCGUUCUUGUCCAAAAUGGAAAACAGAAAAGGGAGUACAGACGACAAAAGUCACUAGAAACAUCUCCUACGCAGAAGCCAGAAGGCUGGUUCAAAGCACACAGCUUCAACCAAACAGAUCAUAUGCUAGUGCCGUUAAAGCAACAGGACCGUUGCAAUCAAACAUUGAUAAUGCACAGAUUCCUCCAAACAAACCCCCUCAGGGGGCUCACUUUU